CGAGGCGCGUCACCGCGCCCGCCCCCGGCCCGCCCUCUGGCCUGGGCGGCCGCAUUUAAUGGCGGGCGCGCGGGCUGCGGCGGGCUCCAGGGCGGCCCAGCGCAGCUGACGAGCAGAGCCAGCAUGUCGGGGACCCGAGCUUCCAACGACCGGCCCCCCGGCGCGGGCGGCGUCAAGCGGGGGCGGCUGCAGCAGGAGGCGGCGGCGACCGGCUCCCGUGUGACCGUGGUGCUGGGCGCGCAGUGGGACGAGGGCAAAGGCAAGGUGGUGGACCUGCUGGCCACGGACGCCGACAUCAUCAGCCGCUGCCAGGGGGGCAACAAUGCUGGCCACACCGUGGUAGUGGAUGGCAAGGAGUAUGACUUCCACCUGCUGCCCAGCGGCAUCAUCAAUACCAAGGCUGUGUCCUUCAUUGGCAAUGGUGUGGUCAUCCACCUGCCAGGCUUGUUCGAAGAGGCAGAGAAGAAUGAGAAGAAAGGUCUGAAGGACUGGGAGAAGCGGCUCAUCAUCUCUGACCGGGCCCACCUGGUGUUUGACUUCCAUCAAGCAGUGGAUGGGCUGCAGGAAGUGCAGCGUCAAGCUCAAGAGGGGAAGAAUAUUGGCACCACCAAGAAGGGAAUCGGACCAACCUACUCCUCCAAAGCUGCCCGGACGGGCCUCCGCAUCUGUGACCUGCUGUCAGAUUUUGAUGAGUUUUCUACCAGAUUCAAGAACCUGGCCCACCAGCACCAGUCCAUGUUCCCCAACCUGGAAAUAGAUGUCGAAGGCCAACUUAAAAGGCUCAAGGGCUUUGCUGAACGGAUCAGACCCAUGGUCCGAGAUGGUGUCUACUUCAUGUAUGAGGCACUCCACGGCCCCCCUAAGAAGAUUCUGGUGGAAGGUGCCAAUGCAGCCCUCCUUGACAUUGACUUUGGGACCUACCCCUUUGUGACGUCCUCCAACUGCACAGUGGGCGGUGUGUGCACGGGCCUGGGCAUCCCCCCCCAGAACAUAGGCGAUGUGUAUGGUGUGGUGAAAGCCUACACCACCCGCGUGGGCAUCGGGGCCUUCCCCACUGAGCAGAUCAAUGAAAUUGGAGACCUGCUACAGAACCGUGGCCAUGAAUGGGGGGUGACCACAGGCAGGAAGAGGCGCUGUGGCUGGCUAGACCUGAUGAUCCUAAGAUACGCUCACAUGGUCAAUGGAUUCACUGCGCUGGCCUUGACCAAGCUGGACAUCCUGGACGUCCUGAGUGAGAUUAAGGUUGGCAUCUCAUACAAACUGAAUGGGAAGAGGAUUCCCUACUUUCCAGCUAACCAGGAGAUACUUCAGAAGGUAGAAGUGGAGUAUGAAACACUGCCCGGCUGGAAAGCAGACACCACGGGCGCCAGGAAGUGGGAAGACCUGCCCCCCCAAGCCCAGAACUACGUGCGGUUUGUGGAGAAUCAUGUGGGCGUGGCAGUCAAGUGGGUUGGUGUUGGCAAGUCCAGAGAGUCCAUAAUCCAGCUGUUUUAGAUCCAAUGGAGCCGAGACUGGCAGGCUACAUCAGCAUUCGGUCCCCAAACCAGCAGUGCAGACGUGUUCCUCAGCCCUCACAACCAGCACCAUAAACAAAAAAAAUGUAAAACUGAUUUUCUGUACUUUUAUUUUUCUAUUUAAGCCUUCAGCUCAACCCAUUGAAUUCUACAAUGAUUUUAAACAUCUGAAAGUCAGCACUAUGUACAUUUUUAAAAAUUCUACUAUUUAAAAUGAGCCUACAUGCUCAAAGCAGAGUCCUUCUGUGACACAGUGAUUGUCAUAUAGUGUGUGUCUGGUUGGAGCCAUGUGGCAAUAAACAUAUCCGGUAGCCACUGAGUAAGAAUGGUCAUUACGUGCUCGUCUUGACUUUGUCGUUGACGCUUUUAAAUGCUAAAGGGCGACCACUCCCCAUAGCCAGAGUCUGCAUGAGGCAGCUUCCUAAGGAAAAAACCCACCCCAGUGUCUGAGAACCCGCUACUGCAGGCAGAAAGUGCCAUGAGACCCAAGAGGCAGACAGAUUUAGGACUGCACACAGUGCCAUUUAUUGGGGACUUUCAGAUAGCAGCCUGUGUUGGACAGUAGCAAGACAGAAGAUCCCACAUCCCAAGGCCGGAGGAAGGGGUUUGUAUACUAAGUUAGGUAAAAGUGGGCCACAGCCAGUUGAAAUCUACCUGGCCUUUCUUAAAAACUAUUAACAUGGCCAACAUCAGUUAGGAAGCAUGUCACAUGUCUGUGGCCAGCGUGUCACUCUUGGCUUGCAAUCUUCAUGAGGCUGUCCUGCAAGGUUUGGGAUAGCUACAGGUCACCUGAUAGGCAAAAUGGGGGUUAUGACCAAGAUGGCUGUUGUCAGGUCAAGCUGGAUCCUUGCAUUUUGGUUUUACAAAGCCAAGAUAUGUAUUUGCUCAGAAAAUGAAAUGGAACAAGCCCAUGUAGGACAGACAAGAGUAUUAAAUGUUUUUCAAAGCUAACCACUUUAGCAAAUUACACUCUAGCCCUACUACCAGGUCGGACCUAUGGGGUGAUUCAAAGCAGCCCUUCCUGCCCCUAGGGAUGGUGAGCCCAUGGGCAGCCCCUCUUCAUUCCAGUUGGGCACUCCGAACUUCAUUUUAUUUAAUCAGCCACUCCUUUACUGACCAGUCUCAUAGUGCCAACUAUGGUCUUUGCUCACAGGGACACAGACUGGGCUCCUCGAAUGAUAUUCUGGAGUUCGGGGAACAUUUGGAAAAACUGGCUGCCCUCCAUAUUCUGUCAGAGAGGGAAGAAGACACACGGAGAAGUGUAAUCUAGCUAGCUUUGACUUUUCACACUAAGUCAAUCAGUCUCACCCUGCUGAAGUGCCAGGUGGACUUGCUUUCCCAUGGACUCUGCCAGCCCCAAACAUCCUGCACACUCAGCCUGGAUGGCCACACCGGGGAGAAGCCAACUCAGGCAACAGUGCCCCAGGUGGGUGGGCUCAAUGUGGAAACUCCGGUGACUGCACACCACACUCACUGGCAACUUUUCCAAAUGGUCCAAGAUGGGCCUUCAGAACUCGAGAGAAGAUGGGACUGCAUGGUGCAACCCUCUGAGGGGAACCCACUUCCUCUCUGAGCCCAAGGCUCAGCUUCCUGGGCCCUCAUGCUCAGUGAACACCACGGUUCUUUGGGUUUUCUGGGAAUUACUUCGUUCCAUAAUAUAGCAAAAGAGGAGAAAAAAGAGAGUUUACCCUCUUUUCCUAGUGGCACUUUGCAUGGACAACACAGCCCCAGGAUAGAACAGGGCAGUAAUGAUGUCUAGUCAACAUACAGGUAAAAGGCAAAUGAGUGAUUUGUAGUGAAUUCUCAUAAUUUUUUUGCCUCCUGGACAUCCAUUCUGAGUGCACUGAACUUCCUCAUACCAGAGGCAGGCUCAGUCACCUUUGACAGUUUUUGGCUCUACACCUCCUCCCAGUCUUCAAGGUGGUCUAGACAGGUGUCAUGUACCGUUGCCUCUCCCUGUGGGGCAGCUGGAGACAACCUCACCCUACCCUCUGUGCUGUGUGGGCUGUGCAUAUGUGCCAUGGUACCUGUCAUCCAUAGUAGGACCCCUGAGGCUCUGCACCCCACUAGAACUCCCUGUCAGAACCUCAUGGAAAGCUCUGUCCUGCAGGUCUUUCUCAUUUCCUCCCACUCCUCAGUCCUCACCCGAUGCCUGGGCACCUGGGGCCUGAAUUGCUCCCCCUCCCACCGUGGCCACUGUCUUCUCUCAGGUCUGUGACAAACUGCUUCUGUCAUUCUGUGGGGUUUGCUGAGCUGUCGUUUCUGUUUCGAACCUGAUUCACACCCAAACCUGACCUCCCAUCAGAGCUGCCCUAGAAUGCAGCUAUCUAGGCAGGAAUAAACUGAACACAAGUCAGACAAGAGCCUCAGGGCAUCUGCCAGUGCAAACAGCUUCCUGCAAGAAAGAGAAACACUGGUCAGAGCCAGACAGUCAGCAUUAGGCUGCCCCCAGGAUAAGAAAGUACACCACUGUAUGAGUCAGUUUUCCUUGCUAUGACAAAAUACCUGAAAAAAUAAGGGAGGAAGGAUUUAUUCUGACACAGUUUGAGGUUUCAGGCCAUGGACAGGUGGCUGGCUUUGUUGCUCUGGGUCUACAGCAAGGCACAAACAUCAUGGCAGGAGGGCCUGGCAGAGGGAAGGUGCUUACCUUGUGGCAGCCUGGAGCAGAGAAAGGAAGACAGGAAGGAAUCAGGAACAAGAUAUACCGUCAAAGGCUCACUCCAGUGACCUGCUUCAUCCACCCGGGGCCCACCUUCUAAUGGUCCAUUCAGCAUGAACUCACUGAUGGACUAACCCACUGAUAAAGUUAGCACCGUCAUGCUGGGCACUGGUGGCUACACCUGUAAUCUUACCAGAGGCAGAGAUCAGGAGGGUCACAGUUCGAAGCCAGCC
Messenger RNA from Castor canadensis (American beaver), 4406 nucleotides. It is a transcript of the gene Adss1, whose product is annotated as adenylosuccinate synthase 1. Gene Ontology annotation, cellular component: cytoplasm. Gene Ontology annotation, molecular function: adenylosuccinate synthase activity; GTP binding. The record is from RefSeq and is a predicted model, not a curated record. NCBI's taxonomy places the organism in Eukaryota, Metazoa, Chordata, Mammalia, Rodentia, Castoridae. Gene Ontology annotation, biological process: 'de novo' AMP biosynthetic process; IMP metabolic process.